AUGCCCAUCCAGCCCAUGUGUUCGUUUCCCCCACCCCACCCUUUGGAAAUUAUUCUUUUGAAGAUUCUUCAUUGUCAAGCCGCCAAAGUGGAGAGUGUGAUUGCAGAAGGGGGUGCUUCUCGUUUCAGUGCUUCUUCGGGCGGAGGAGGAGGUAGGGGUGCAUCUCAGCACUAUCCCAAGACUGUCGGCAACAGCGAGUACCUGGGGAAAACCCCAGGGCCUAGCGUUCAGAGAUGGGUUCCUUCACGAAGCACUAGACGAGAUGUCAGCUCCACAAAUGAAAAAGAAAGACAUGAUGCAAUCUUUAGGAAAGUAAGAGGUAUAUUAAACAAACUCACCCCUGAAAAGUUUGACAAGCUAUGCCUUGAGCUCCUGAAUGUGGGUGUAGAUUCUAAACUUGUCCUUAAAGGCAUCAUCUUGCUGAUUGUAGACAAAGCUCUAGAAGAGCCAAAGUAUAGCUCGCUAUAUGCUCAGCUAUGUCUGCGCUUGGCAGAAGAUGCACCCAACUUUGAUGGCCCAUCACCAGAAGUUCAGCCAGCUCAAAAGCAAAGCACGACGUUCAGGAGACUUUUAAUUACUAAACUUCAAGAUGAAUUUGAAAAUCGUACCAGAAAUGUUGAGAUCUAUGACAAACAUGACAACCCUCUUACACCUGAUGAAGAGGAGCAGCGUGCCAUUGCCAAGAUCAAAAUGCUGGGCAACAUCAAAUUCAUUGGAGAACUUGGAAAGCUUGAUCUUAUCCACGAAUCUAUCCUUCAUAAGUGCAUCAAAACACUUUUGGAAAAGAAGAAGAGAGUUCAGCUUAAGGAUAUGGGAGAGGACUUGGAGUGCCUCUGUCAGAUAAUGAGGACAGUGGGACCCAGAUUAGACCAUGAAAAGGCCAAGUCUUUAAUGGAUCAGUACUUUGCCCGUAUGCGAUCCUUAAUGACAAACAAGGAAUUGCCAGCAAGGAUUCGUUUUCUGCUGCAGGAUACCGUGGAGUUGCGAGAAAACAACUGGGUUCCUCGCAAAGCUUUCAUUGAUAAUGGACCAAAGACGAUUAACCAGAUUCGUCAGGAGGCAGUAAAGGAUUUAGGUGUUUUUAUUCCUGCACACAUGUCUCAAGGAUUGAGGCCAGAUUUUUUUCUUGAGGGACCUUUUAUGGCGCCCAGGAUGAAACUAGAUCGAGAAGCUGUUGGGGGACUUGCUGAUAUGUUUGGACAGAUGCCAGGUAGUGGGAUUGGCACUGGUCCCGGAGUUAUUCAGGAUAGAUUUUCACCCACAAUGGGUCGCCAUCGUUCAAAUCCACUCUUUAAUGGCCAUGGUGGACAUAUCGUGCCUACUCCUCAGUCCCAGUUUGAAAUUGGAGGCAAAGCUUUUAUGAAAUCAAACCAGGGGCAAAACCAGCAUUAUCAUAAUCAGAACCAGGGACAUUCGUCUCAGCAGCCAGCUCAGUCGAAAGAUAUGCCGCCUCGGUUCAUUAAGAAAGGACAGCUGAAUGCAGAUGAGAUCAGUUUGAGACCUGCUCAGUCAUUCCUAAUGAACAAAAAUCAAGUGCCAAAGUUGCAACCACAGAUCCCAACUAUGAUUCCUCCCAGUGCGCAACCACCUCGAACAAACACGCCACCACUGGGCCAGCCACCUCAGCUUGGUCUAAAAACCAAUCCACCUCCAAUUCAGGAGAAGCCUGCCAAAAAUAGCAAGAGACCGGCUCCAGCUAAAGAGGAACUACUUAAAAUGACUGAAGCAAUUGUUACGGAAUUCAUGAAUAACAAAACAAUAAAUGAUGCUGUCACUGGUCUCAGAGAGAUGAAAGCUCCUAAACAUUUUCUACCAGAGAUGUUGAGCAAAAUAAUUCUGUGUUCGUUGGAUCGCACGGAUGAUGAUAAAGAACAUGCCAGUACACUCAUUCAUUCUCUUAGACAAGAAGGAUUAAUCUCUGGUGAAAACUUCAUGCAGGCUUUCUUAAAUGUUCUGGACCAGUGUCCAAAGUUGGAGGUGGAUAUACCACUUGUUAAAUCCUAUCUGGCCCAGUUUGCAGCCCGUGCUGUUAUUGCAGAGCUUAUCACAAUAGCAGAGUUGGCACAGCCUCUGGAGAAUGGUACCCAUUUUCCCUUGUUCUUACUGUGUCUUCAGCAAGCUGCAAAAUUAAGGGAUCGAGAGUGGCUCACUGAACUUUUUCAGCUAAGUAAGGUCAACAUGCAAAAGAUGUUGCCAGAGAUCGACCAGAACAAAGAUCGUAUGUUAGAAAUCUUGGAAGGAAAAGGACUUAGUUUUCUGUUUCCACUUUUAAAGCUGGAGAAAGAGCUACUAAAACAGAUUGAGGCAGACCCAUCUCCUCAGGCAAUCUAUAAGUGGAUCAAAGAUAACAUUUCACCAAAGCUUCAUACAGACAAGGGAUUUGUCAAUAUUCUUAUGACCAGCUUCUUGCAGUACAUUUCUCAUGAAAUGAGUCUGCCGGAGGGGGAUGACCAGUUAACUGCUCCUACAAAGGAACAGCUAGACCAGGAGAAGCAGCUGCUACUUGCCUUCAAGCCCGUAAUGCAGAAGUUUCUGCACGAUCAUGUUGACUUGCAGGUCAGUGCAUUGUAUGCACUGCAGGUUCACUGCAACAACACUAGUUUUCCAAAAGGCAUGUUACUGCGGUUUUUUGUCAAUUUUUAUGAUAUGGAAAUAAUUGAAGAGGAAGCCUUCCUUGCAUGGAAAGAAGAUAUCACUCAAGAGUUCCCUGGAAAAGGCAAAGCAUUAUUUCAGGUAAAUCAGUGGUUAACGUGGUUGGAGACAGCAGAAGAGGAGGAAUCAGAAGAUGAAGUGGAUUAAAAAAAUAAAAAAUGGGAAAGCCUUAAAUAGUGCUAGUAUUGCCGAGACUUAAUUUUUCUUGACCCAGAAAACCACUGUGGGACUUUUUUGGUCUUCUUAAAGGUCCCUGCUAUGUUUAAGGUAGAUUUUGGCCAAUUCUGUCUGAAUUAGAAUACAGUGUCUUAAGCAUAGUCUACCAUCAGAUGUUUAGAACCCCCCUCAAUGUUUAGGAGACUUUAUAAUGUAUUUAGCAGCAUGCAAUAAAAUACAUCUUCUGUUCUAUAUAGUGGCAGUAGAUUGCAAGGACCGAAAAUAUAUAAAUAUAUAUAUAAAUCUUUCUAUAUAUAUUCUUUUUGCUGCCAUGUAGGCUUGUUUUAAACUGAAAAGCAACACUGUAGAAAUGCACUUUGCUCAGUGUAAUACUUGAGUCGUUGCAAUAUUCUAAAUAUCCCUUGAUUGUUACAAAGAAUCCUCAACUGUAAUAUCGGUUUUUGCCGUAACAUUAUAGUAAUUUGCCUUUAUUUCUACCUCCUAGUAAUGGGCUUUGUUAAGUGUUUGGGUUGAAUAUCCUAAAGUAAUGAAAUUUAAUGACAUCAUAAACUCCCUGCCAGUGGACAAGUUGGUACAACUUGAUUUACUAGCACAAAAGAUCAGAUUGUGUGGUUAGCAAAAAGAUCUUCAAGUGGUUGUGGUGGAUAUAUGGAAACCUGCCCCCUACCAUCUUAUUUUGUGUUUAGCCCUUUUUAGUAUUUGAAAUGAUCAAGUUUAGUUCACAUUAACCCACCUCUUAUUCCCAAGCAUCCCAAGCACCCCUUAUCUGUAACUAAAACGUUGUAAUACUUGAACAUAUAUAUUAUACAGUAUAUUCCAUACUGCAUGUUCAGGGACUCAAAUAAAAUCUCUGCCCAUACAGUCUGAUGUACAGCUUGUCAGCCUAGGAAGAUGUGUAUCAGAAUGAUUUUUUUUUUAAACUUGUCUUUUAAAUGGUGAAUAAAAAAAAUUAACAAACA
This is a messenger RNA of Erpetoichthys calabaricus (reedfish), 3788 nucleotides long. RefSeq names its product eukaryotic translation initiation factor 4 gamma 2-like. The record is from RefSeq and is a predicted model, not a curated record. Gene Ontology annotation, molecular function: protein binding; mRNA binding; translation initiation factor activity. Lineage: Eukaryota; Metazoa; Chordata; Cladistia; Polypteriformes; Polypteridae. Gene Ontology annotation, cellular component: eukaryotic translation initiation factor 4F complex. The transcript is spliced from 22 exons. The coding region runs from base 1 to 2799 and encodes 932 amino acids.